Molecule: messenger RNA, 1379 nt
Organism: Mercurialis annua (annual mercury)
Lineage: Eukaryota; Viridiplantae; Streptophyta; Magnoliopsida; Malpighiales; Euphorbiaceae
Product: eukaryotic translation initiation factor 3 subunit H
Exons: 12
Coding region: 178-1209 (343 amino acids)
Cellular component (GO): eukaryotic 43S preinitiation complex; cytosol; eukaryotic translation initiation factor 3 complex
Molecular function (GO): protein binding; metallopeptidase activity; translation initiation factor activity
Source: RefSeq, a predicted model, not a curated record
UUAGUCGAGUCCUGCCCAUUUAGCUGCGACACUUUGGAACUCCAAAAACGACGUAGGUUGGUUCUAAAUUGGACAUAAACCCUAAUUGCGUCAUCUUCUUCUUCUCUAUUUCACUAACCCGACGCAGCACAGGUUGGUUAGGUCUCGCUCAGAAACGCUUUGUUGAAUUUCAGAGUAAUGGCGAACACCAACCCCAACACCACCAGUGUUCCGAGGUCAUUCCUUCAAGUAGCGGCGACGGAGGAGGUUGCUCCUCCUCUUCGUGUCGUUCAGAUCGAAGGACUGGUAAUUUUGAAGAUUAUAAAGCACUGCAAGGAAUUUUCUCCAGCUUUAGUAACUGGUCAGCUUCUUGGUUUGGAUGUUGGCAGUGUUCUUGAAGUUACCAAUUGUUUUCCUUUCCCGAUUCGAGAGGAGGAUGAAGAGAUUGAAGCUGAUGGGGCUAAUUACCAGCUUGAAAUGAUGAGAUGCUUAAGGGAAGUUAAUGUUGACAAUAACACUGUUGGCUGGUAUCAAUCAACGUUGUUAGGGUCUUUCCAAACUGUGGAAUUGAUCGAAACUUUUAUGAAUUAUCAGGAAAAUAUUAGUCGAUGUGUUUGUAUUAUAUAUGAUCCUUCAAGAUCCAAUCAAGGUGUCUUAGCUCUCAAGGCCUUGAAGCUUUCUGAUGCUUUCAUGGAUCUGUACCGAACUAACAAUUUUACUGGGGAGAAGCUGAGAGAGAAAAACUUGUCAUGGGUUGAUAUCUUUGAGGAAAUUCCUAUCAAGGUUUCAAAUUCUGCGCUUAUCAGCGCCUUCAUGACUGAGCAAGAGGCUGAUUCACCUGUCACCCAAUGUGAUUAUGAUCGCCUCCAAUUAUCAACCAGUCCAUUUUUGGAGAGAAAUGUCGAAUUUUUGGUCGAAUGCAUGGAUGAAUUGUCAAUUGAACAGCAGAAGUUCCAAUUUUACUAUCGGAAUCUUUCACGGCAACAAGCUCAGCAGCAAGCUUGGCUUCAGAAGAGAAGGUCAGAGAACAUGGCACGUAAAGCUGCAGGAGAGGAGCUUUUGCCUGAGGAAGAUCCUUCAAACGCCGUCUUCAAGCCAAUACCUGAACCAUCACGUUUGGAUAGCUUCCUCAUCACAAAUCAAAUUUCCAACUUUUGCAACCAAAUUAAUGGGGUUACUGGGCAAAGCUUUAGCCGGUUGUACUUGAUGAAAGCUUUACAAGAAGAUUGAUAUUACCUCAUCCUGGAAGUGUAUCAAUUGGAAUAAUUAAAUUUUUUGGUGAGGGGGUUAUUUAUUAUCUAUCGUUUUGAUAGUGGCUGUAGCAUGGCAACUUACAAUUGCUUUUGUAAUUUGUUCUUUGAUAUACUAUUAAUUUACAAUUUUGGAGUAUUAUUUUUUCA